CUAGAGCCAAAGCACAUUUACCACAUUAGGUAACUGUCUCUGGUAAAGUGUUGCUGAUUUAAAGACAGGAUACAUUAUAGUGUGGCCAUUGUUUUUACAUCUCAUGUAAAGGAACUAAACGAAAUGAUGUCCUCGUGUUUUAUUUUGUCCAGUGCGUCAGAGGGCAGACUAAAGUGUAGAUAAUAAAGUCCUUCUCGUUUCAAUAACGACGAACACAAUGCUGAUCAAAUCGACGGAGAACUCACUUGACAUGCAUUACACGGACAUCCACGGACUACUACAGCAAUAAGCCUGGCCAGUGGAGACCAAACCCGCCCAGCCAAUCCACCCACUGUGAAAUCCACAACCCCUCAGAGGUGCACUGAGGGUGAGUUUUUAAAGAAGCUGGCGUCAGUCCGGCGUGUAGGUCUGCUGUAAGGCGAGUGAGACAUCAUUUUCCAGUACCAGGAAUGGAGGAAAGGAGGUACCUGCUUCCAGAUGGGGGUGGCAAUUCCAAACUCUCCUCCAAAGCCAUCAAAAUGGAGCGUGACACAGCCGUUAGAGCUGUCAGGAAACAGCCGGGUGACCCAGAGACGUCCACACAAAUACGCGGGAGAAAAGAUGAUCUCUGUGAUGUGCCUUGCAAGGUGCCUCGUUUCCAAUAUGUUGAUUUCCCUUCUCUGCACCAGUGCAUCCAACAGCUUUCUGUGCCUCCCCUGAAUAGUUGGGUGGGAUCUUGCUCACUGACAAAGGCACCAAACCGUAGGCCCAUCAGUCCUAAAGAAAAUGUGCCCAAAUUUAAGUACGUGGACUACCCUUCUCUCCACCACUGCAUUCAGCAGCUGUCUGUGCCUCCGUUAGAAAGCUGGAGUACUGGGCUGGUCAGGCAUAAUGCAGAGGAAAGACCUGUUGGGUCUGAAGUGCAGAAGAUGCCCUCUCAGUCUGGGACUGUGAGAAACAACCAAACGGCAAAGGGGAAUGAAGCAGAGGUUCAGAACAAGGAGGACAGUAGUAAAGUGACCGCGUGUUCUUUUUCAGAUCCUGCGAAACUGAGAUACACACACACAAAAUCAAUCAUAGGGCCUGUGGGAGGACUAAAGAAAGACUGCACCUCAGAUGGAAAGAGACUGACAGAGAAAGUUGACUUAAGGUUUUCCGCUGUAAAAUCAGAGUUUGAUUCGGGAUCAGAUUAUGAUUCCAGGUUAGAAUCUGGUUCUGGAUCUCAGACGGACACAAUGGUGGUAAGAAAUCACAGACCUUCAGUAAUAAGCAUGGUGCACACAAACAAAAAGAAGCACCGGACACCGGAGGAACAUUGGAACCCACCCAAUCCUGUAGACUGGCUACAAUGGAAUAUUCUCCCAGAGCCAGUUUGCCCAUUUUGCCAACAGAUGUUCACAAAUCCAGAGCAGUUUAGGGCUCACCAGCGGAGCCAUAGAGAUAAGAGACCAAACUGAUGGGCAAAACUGAAAGGCCACCUGCUGAGUGAACGCUGCCUUUUGAAAAACAAAUGAUGCCGCAUUAUGGAAUCUCAUUAUCAGAGGCCUUCUUGUGUUUAUAGUACCUAAAGUGGUGGUUGCUGAAAAACAUUAGUUUUUGGUUCAGACCUAUGAGAAAAGACAAGUAUUUGUAUUCAUUAAUAACUUGAACUAUGACAGACAGAACUGGACAGACAGAAAAAAAUUAAUCUAGUUUGUGUAUGGGUCCAGACAAUCACAUUAUUACUAUUCAUAAGAGGUCAUUCAUUAAUCAUUUACUGCCCCAUUUAAGGACUAUCGGACAUGAUGGGGUUUUAACUUGCAGCGAAUAUAAACCAGAGUUAUAUUCUCUUCCACAUAUAUCAAUGUGCUGCAUACAACUAUGAUGUGGGCAAAGCACUGGUGCAAAUAAGAUACUUUAAUAUAUGUAUUACUCCAUACUGGUGACUAAAUAUUUAGCUCUGGGUGCCUAAAAAAUAAUGGCUAUUGUGUUUUGCUGCAGAAACAACCAGGCUUGUUAAUAACGAUUUGUUACCUUAACCUUUUUUGUAUUUUUUAUGUUUUUGACUGUAGUGACUUUACGCUGGUAGAUAUAUAAAUCUUUAAAAAAUG
Messenger RNA from Triplophysa dalaica, 2069 nucleotides. RefSeq lists its product as uncharacterized. Lineage: Eukaryota; Metazoa; Chordata; Actinopteri; Cypriniformes; Nemacheilidae. The coding region runs from base 450 to 1436 and encodes 328 amino acids. The transcript is spliced from 4 exons. The record is from RefSeq and is a predicted model, not a curated record.